This is a messenger RNA of Harpia harpyja (harpy eagle), 7118 nucleotides long. RefSeq names its product TUB bipartite transcription factor (gene TUB). Gene Ontology annotation, biological process: protein localization to cilium. The coding region runs from base 216 to 1736 and encodes 506 amino acids. NCBI's taxonomy places the organism in Eukaryota, Metazoa, Chordata, Aves, Accipitriformes, Accipitridae. The transcript has 12 exons. Gene Ontology annotation, cellular component: cilium. The record is from RefSeq and is a predicted model, not a curated record.
CCUCCCUGGCGCGGGCAGUGGUUUGCUCCGUGCAUCCAGAGCUCGACGCGAAGCCGUCUCUCGGUGGUGAAUUUUGGCCCCGUUGUGCGAGGCCGGAGGCGUCUGCCUGCAUCCCUGCGGUGGGCCCGUCUUCGGGCAGGUGUUUGAUUUCCAAGCCUGGCAGCCGGCGCCUGUGGGACGUGAGCGAUGCUGGAAGCGCCAUAGCCGAGCCGGAGAUGGAUGGUGUCAGCAGCAACAGGACCAUGUCUUACAGUAGAUGGAGUUACAACAGUGUUCUGGAUGAUGAGGGGAGCAGCCUGCGUCAGCAGAAGCUUGACAGGCAGAGAGCAUUGCUAGAACAGAAGCAGAAAAAAAAGCGCCAGGAGCCAUUAAUGGUUCAGUCCAAUGUGGACAGUCGCACAAGAACACGUAGAAUGAAACAUUCGGAAGAACAAGCACCAUUGGUUGAAUCGUAUCUUAACAGCAACAGCAGCACCAUAUAUCAUGUGCAGGAGGCCGAACAGGAAGAUGUAAAGGUGGUAGUGGAUGCCCAAGCUCCGAAACCAACUAAAAAAACCAAGGCAGCAGCUGCGAGCUGUCAGACUGGCAGCACCAGAAAGGAGAAAAAAGGGAAACACAAAGGGAUUGAUGGCCCAGCUGCUUUUCAAGAUGAUGUUCAGAAGAUAGGAAGUCAAGUGCAAAUUCUCACCGUUGGACAGUCUAGCCAUGAUGAAGAUGAUGGAGAGAAAAUGGCUAGCGGCCAACAACAGCAAAACAAACAAGAUCUUAGAACAGCAAUGCAAAAAAAAGGCAUUUCAAGCAGCAUGAAUUUUGAUGAGGAAGAAGAUGAGGAAGAUGAAGACAGCUCCAGUUCUUCACAGUUAAACAGUAACACCCGGCCUGGUUCUGCCACGAGCAAGAAAUCCAAUAAGGAAGCAGCCUCAGCCCCCAGUCCUUCCACAAAUGAGCCUCUCAUAGAUGUUGAUGACCUGGAGGAAUUUGCCGUAAGACCUGCUCCGCAGGGUGUCACUGUCAAAUGCAGAAUCACAAGAGACAAGAAGGGAAUGGACCGAGGGAUGUACCCUACUUAUUACCUCCACUUGGAAAGGGAGCAUGGUAAAAAGGUGUUUCUGCUAGCUGGAAGGAAACGAAAGAAGAGUAAAACCUCUAAUUACCUCAUCUCCAUAGACCCAACUGACCUGUCUCGGGGUGGAGAGAGUUUUAUUGGAAAACUGAGAUCAAAUCUUAUGGGAACUAAGUUUACAGUUUAUGACAAUGGAGUAAAUCCAAUGAAAACAACAUCAAGCCUGGAGGCGAGUAUCCUGCGUCAGGAGCUAGCUGCUAUUUGUUAUGAAACAAAUGUCUUGGGGUUUAAAGGACCUCGUAAAAUGAGUGUGAUCAUACCAGGAAUGAAUAUGGACCACGAAAGAGUUUCCAUCAGGCCACGAAAUGAACACGAGACACUUCUUGCAAGAUGGCAGAACAAAAAUACAGAGAGUGUCAUUGAGCUGCAUAACAAAACACCAGUCUGGAAUGAUGACACCCAGUCCUAUGUUUUAAAUUUCCAUGGUCGAGUCACACAGGCCUCAGUGAAAAACUUCCAAAUUAUUCAUGAUAACGAUCCUGACUAUAUAGUGAUGCAGUUUGGCCGCGUGGCUGAGGAUGUGUUCACCAUGGACUACAACUACCCAAUGUGCGCACUACAAGCCUUUGCUAUUGCCCUUUCAAGUUUUGACAGCAAGCUGGCUUGUGAGUAAAGGGGCAUGGGUGAGCAUCCUCUCAAAGGAAGCAGUUUGCCAUAUGAUUCCCAAUUCCUGCCACUGUCACUUACGGUCCAUACUAAACAGGUCAGGGAAAAUGCAGUUGUGGAGGACCACUCUAUUGCGGAAGAGAACAUAUAAGGAAUCUUCUAAAAAUUCAGGACAUUCAGGAAAUAAUAUUUUCCUUUUUUUUCUGUCAUAUUUUUCUGGAAGUGGCAUCAAGUUUGUGUAAAUAGAAGGUCUAUCUCAUGUCCUUGAUUAUGUUAUGGAGAUGUGCCAUGAUGUACUGUACCGUGGCUCUAGUAGCACCAUUAUAACGGUGUCUUUUUUUAAAUCCAGAAAGGGCGUGCACACUCGAAAAAUUUCUUUUUACAUUUAAGAAUUAUUCUGAGGCUGCAAUCAUACCUCAAGGUUGCAUUCCUACAUCGACUAAUCAGAGCUUCACAUCAUCCAGCGUAAAAGAAAGAUCACAAAAAAGAUGCACUUUUUUGAAUGUGCAAGGAUCUCGUGUAGUAUAAAGCCAAGUCUGAAGGUUGAAAACCCAUACUGGACUGAACUUGAUGCAUUGCUGUUGUAUAUGUAGUAGGGCAUGAUGAAUUUUAAUUGCAGUAGGAGGAAAUGGAGAAGUAGAAAGCACAAAACAAUGUUGCACAAGUCACUUGAAUUCUAAGCUGUCAUUAUGUUUUAACAUCUACGUGCUUUUUAAUUUGUUUCAAAUGAAAAUAUAUUUGGAAUACAGAAAAGGAAAAGGAAAACGUCUAGAUGCCAAGAAAGCAUAACUUAAGUUGAAUUUGGCAUGUCACGUGUUGGGAAUUUAUAUCCUUGUAUUGCUGUGGUAAUUCAAACACAUAUUUUGUAUGAAGUGAUAUAAACAGUUGGAUAAAGGCUCUCCACAGAGAAUCUUAUUAUUUUGAACAGGCUGUGUAAAGCUGAGGAAGGUAAAUGGAAAUAUUUUAUUAAAUUUGUCUGGCCUUUUGUGAUUUUACAAUUUGUUGAUUGCAUUUUUUGAACUUUAAGCAACAACCACUUUUCAUAUUUAUUUCCCAUUGUAAGAACGCUUGCUAUCGAUUGAAACUCUGUAUGUUGUUCUCUAAUGUAAACGUGCCAGCUACUGAGCUAAAUCCUUCUAGGCAAAUCUAGUGUAUACUGCAUACAAAUGAGACACUGGCAGGACACAGAAUAGCUUAAAAUAGUGUGGAUUUUUGUUUUGUUUUUCCUGAUUUAGCUGGAAUAUAUAAACAAAUACCAUUUCAAAACACAAGCAAAGAACAAGCCAUUCUCUUCUCUUCCGAGCAUCUCAAAAGCCAAGAGCUGCAACUGAAAGCACACUGUAAAACACCUUUAAAAAUAACGAAUCUUUCUGCCAUUGUUCUGUACAAUGUUAUCCUAAACAGCACACAAAGUAGUAGAAUUUGUACGUAGUUUACCAGAAGGGUAUUGAAAUGUGAGUGAAGAAGUAGUUGCGUUUUAUACUGUGUGUAUUCAGAUCCUCCUUUUUACUCUUCAUAGACUCUUGCACUGCACAACCAAAGAUUAUGUAAUGAGAAGUUGAGAUCAGAUCUGCCUGUCUCAUAGCUGUCAGUCCAUUUUUGACUAUAGAGGACAGGCCAUAAGGAGAGGUUGUGCCAUUUGGACUGCAUAAUUUCAACUAAUAAAAGAAAAAUGCUCUCUUCUUCACAUUUGCCUUCAGGUCUCCUCCCCAUAUACAGACAAGGAAAUUUCAGAUAAGAGAUGGAAAUAAGUAAUUGCCAGCAUUUUUUCUAAUCCUUUUUAAAAUUUAUGGAAAAAAGUCUGAUGGCUUUGAACAGUGUUUUGUUGAUGGACUCAGCCUGUCAAAUGUCAUCUUUAAAUAACAGGAGGCUCUGUCAUUUUUGUCAAAUCUUUUUACAAGAAGCCUUUCCACGUAGUGGUAUAAAAUGGAAAGACACCUUUUGUUUGAGAGAAAUGAGCCGUCAUUUCCCUCAAUGAAUGAUCAAAAUGAUGAGUCAUGAGCCGCAGUAUGAUACUUAGGCUUUGCACAUGGAUGGUUUGUUUUCCCCUGUAGUUGGUGCUUUCCCACCACUUCACAUCCCCAUCUGUGAUCUCCCUUUGGAUUUUGACAGAGAAGGCCCUUAGGCCUUUGGUUACCUCAAGUCAUUCUUUAAAAACUAGCUCCAAUGAUAACCAGAAUUUUUUGUUUAGACUACUGCAGAAACAGACAGGAAUUCCCACUGCUGGUAUUUAGGUAUGAUGUGGAUUUCCAGAACUCUGCAGCAUGGGAAUGGUUGACUCUGCAUGGCUUUAAUUCUGUGGCUUGCCAGUCAUAUGUUUUCUUUAAAGCCUGAGAAAAUAGCACCUGACAUAGUUCUUCUGCCUCCUUCUGUGCACAGCACAACUGUGUCAAAGGAACUAAGUGUCUUAUGGUGCAAAUAUACAAUCUGUUGGCUUUAGUACUGGAGUUGGUUUAGGAAGGGUUAUUUUUAAUGCGGAUCAUAACAAUAGUCUGACUUGCAUUGUGUCCCCACAGGGAAUUGGCACGAAAAGGAAGCUGAUGUGCAGUGAACUCCUGCACAAGGGUGAGAAUGAGGGGCUCGGGAAAGGCAGAGGGUUCAGCUUCUUGGGACAGUUUUGCUGCCAGCACAUUGUGUAACUUCACUCUCACUGCGUGUUCUUCCCAGCCAGGUAUUUUUUUAACCUGUAAGCAUGCCAGGAGGAAAGUGGUGACUCAAAUUCCCAUCAUCUUAACAGAAUCAUACAGGGACAUCAGCCAACAAGCUGCUGAAGAAAAAAUACCCCACCAUAAAUUGAGGUCACUUAGAGGGAGAUGUUAAUCAGGGGGUAAGAGGAAUGAGGAGCUCUCAUUAAAUCUGGUUCAGUUGCAAUAUGAUUUGCACCUAGUGGCCUUUGCCAAAACCCUAAUUCCUCACUGUUGUUGAGCAAGGUACUGGAUUAUUUUGAUUCACUUGACCAUCGCCAUCUGCUCCGGAAGCGGUUGCUUUAAUUUAGCAUCUAUAUAAUUUCUGAUGGACAUUUUCUGGUGAAGGUCACUACUGCAUGUCAAUGCAAGGUGAUAUCACAAGUUUUCCAGCUCAUCUCCAAAUUUGUUUUCCUAACUUGGUAAAGUCACAGCAGGUUCUGUCUUAAUGUACAGUCAUGCCUGAGAUUACACCGUCCUCACAAGGUUAGAUUUUCCUCCACACCAGCAAUAAAAUCUUGGCACCAGUAUAUAUUUUCAGAUAUAUAUGAAUACUAAAGUAACCCAGGAGUAGUUAGUGGCGCACUCAUAUUAGCAGUAGCUUCUGCAGGGCCUGCAUGUCAACGUGCAACAGGGCAUAACCUCGUUUACUCAGUGUGACAAAGCAUAUAAUGGCACCAAGCUGUGUAUUUCCUUCACAUAGCCCUAGUGAGUGUUUGGAUGCAGUAGUUUUAAUAUUAUUUAAAAUCCCAAUAUUGAUGAUUUUUUUGCAUCUGCUGUUGAUUUUGGCAGAGAGUUGUAAACAAAAUUCCUUGCCUGAAUUGCUUAUAGGCAAAUACUGCAUGCUUUAAUGAGAGUUCUUAAUCUAACUUGUCACUCUGUUUACAUCAAACAGUUUCUUCCUGGCCCUUUAUCUAAUUUUAUUUAUCUCUGAUGUUCUGUUCCUUCUUAUUCUUUUCACAAUCCCUUUAUCUUUUCUUCAAGGAUGUGCAACUUGGAAGUGUUUAUUUUGACAACAUUACUACUCAGUGAUCUCUCCACAGAUGAAUAAUGCCUUUGGUGCACAUCCAGUGAUGCUCUUAUAAUAGAAGCCUUAUCAGAGGGGUGAAUUUGGCCCUUUGGCUUUUCAGUAGAGUAAAUUAACACAUUAAAAGGUAGCAGAUAAAAAAGCUUGCCUAAAAUAUAAUCAGAAUUUUUCUCAGUAAACAUUUGGUUACUAGAGUUUCCAAACCAUUGGUUGCAAAUCAAUGAGCAGAACUGUCCACAAGCCUGGAGGCAGACUGUUAAACAGAUUCCCUUUGUAGUCCUGCCUUAUUUUUCCUUUUUCAAAAGGUUGAAAGUGAUUUUGUGAGCUGAAGUGUGUUGGUGCCCUAAAAUAGAGUUUAUUUUUUAAAAGCUAGACAUCACUCCUUUUGCAGGAUAAUACAUGGCACAUAAAAUAGUAAUGUUGUAGGCCACCGUUACAAAUUCUGAUGCCAAGAAGUCUAUGAGAAUGGUUUUGUAAUAAUUACUAGGUAAAUCUCUCACUGUCCAAGUUGCCUUACAAUAGUGCAGGAGUUCCCAGCUGGCUGUCCUCAUGAGGUACUAGAACUGAAGGAGCUUUAGUGAAAAGGGCUCUGUAAUAAAACCUGCUGGCUGCAUGGUCAGGAAACAUCAUCGUGGAGUCAAAUGACACCACUGAGUUUUAUUGGUCAUGGUGAACCAAUGCCAUCAACUUUCUGGUUUUUUGCUCCCUUUUGAUGAACAAAAGGAGGGAUUUUCAACAAACAGAGACAUCAGUGAGGUCUCUAGAAGUACUGAGCAUUAGACAUACUUUUCUACCUACAAAAAUCUUACCCUACCUGAGUGUUGCCCAUUAAAAAAGAAGGAAAUCAACCCAGACCUUAGUAUAGAAAAUCACUCCCGUUCUUGUAUCUUAGCUUUUUACAAAUUUUAUUAUUAAUUUAUUAGUGAUUUCACAUAAGUAUACAACAAGGACUGGAUGUCACAUGGCAAACGUGUUCUUGCCCUGAAGAGAUGAUGACUGUAGACCAGUAUCAGAAUAUUUUUUCUUUGGUUAUUUUAGUAGGAUAGGACAGGGGGUUGCCUGGUGUUUUGGGCACAAAGAGUUUCUCCUGGUGUGUGGCAGGUGUCAGAGGGAAGAUUUUGGGUUUGAUCCUGUGGCAUUCUAACUAGUUCCCCAAUACUAUCCCAUUGCUCUCCUAAAACAUUUGCAAGAUUUUUCAUGGUUUUAGAGCAGUAUGUGUUCACCAAUAAAGUAUCUUUGCUUGCCAAAUAAGGACAGCAGAUGUGAUAAAGCAGCGGUCACCUUUAUUAGAAUUAUGGGCUGAUGACUCGGAUUUCUCAAAAGGCCUCAUUUUGAUUACUAGAAGAAAGUAGUUUUAUACAUAUAAAUCUUGCACUAGAAUUAAUCUAACUGUAGCUGUAGGCUUCUCUUGUAUGUGCUACUUAAUGAAAACAGGUUUCUGUUGUUGUUCAUGUAUGAAAUGUACCUUCCAGGGUUCUGCUCUGUAAGUGUUUGAAAUUAAUUGCGUAGAUAUUUUUCAGUUCUUUCUGUGGCUCAUGAAGGAACUAAGAAAAGGAUUUGCACAACUAUCUUGAUGUUUUGGUAUUUUGCUAUGAACUAUAGCUCAGUAGCUGAUACUCACAAAUGCCUGUAUAUUGGAUGAAAAUGCAUUAAAACUUAUUUUAUAUGUUGUAUUUUA